This is a messenger RNA of Cucurbita maxima (winter squash), 3397 nucleotides long. Its product is annotated as glutamate receptor 2.9-like. NCBI's taxonomy places the organism in Eukaryota, Viridiplantae, Streptophyta, Magnoliopsida, Cucurbitales, Cucurbitaceae. Bases 623 to 3283 code for a protein of 886 amino acids. Gene Ontology annotation, molecular function: ligand-gated monoatomic ion channel activity; signaling receptor activity. The record is from RefSeq and is a predicted model, not a curated record. Gene Ontology annotation, cellular component: plasma membrane. The transcript is spliced from 7 exons.
UUUCUCCUUUUAUUUGUUAUCGAUACGUACAGCCCAUAAUAUCUCAGAUCCCGUUCCCUCUGUCACUGUCUCUGUGGAGUGGCUCGCUGCACUCGCUUUCUUCUUUACCAUUCUACUUUCGGCGACGGUAGCCUACGGCGUAUCUUCCGAUCAAAUGUACGGCGCCGACAGCGACGACGAAGAUCUUGUGAUCCAUGAAGUCGUCUCCUGUCUCCUUACCGCCUAGCAAAAAACUUCCAGAACUCCAAAAUCAAGUUCGGAAAGGCCUACGCCAUUGAUGAGGAGCACGAUUACAGGUUCCGUAUCUUCAAGGCUUACCUCCGUAGAGCCAAGCGCCAGCAAAAGCUUGAUCCCGGCGCCGUCCAUGGCGUCACGUGGUUAUCCGAUCUCACCGAGUCCUAGUUCCGUACACAUUUCGUCGGAGUGAAUCGGCUCCAUCUUUCUGCCGAUUCUCAGAAGGCUCCGGUCCUUCCUACUGGCGACCUAGGCUCUGACUUCGAUUGGCGUAACCACGGUGCCGUCACGCUGGUCAAAGAGCAGGAUUCAUGUGGCUUGCGCUGGUCUUUGAGUGAGUAACAGCUUGUUGAUUCACGAGGGUACAGGGAAAAAGGGUUUGUGAAAAAUGAAGUCUCCAAAAGCCAGUUCUUGGAGGGACUUGUUUGUAGGGUUUGUGGUGGUGGUUGGCCUGUGGCGGACGGCGUACGGUGCAGAGAAGAACACGACGGCGGUGGUGAAUGUGGGGGUGGUUCUUGAUUUAAGCAAUUGGGCAGGGAAGAUGAGUUUGAGUUGUAUCAAUAUGGCGCUCUCCGACUUCAAUGUUUCUCAUCCUCAACUCAACGCCACGAUCGUUCUUCACGUCGUGGACUCCGAGGAUGAUCUUGUUCUGACCGCCAAUCGAGCGUCGGAGCUAAUACAGAAGAGUGAUGUAAAAGCCAUGUUAGGGCCACAAGGUUCAUUCCAGGCUCGCUACAUUAUCCAACUGGCUGAGAAAUCCGAGGUCCCUAUAAUCUCGUUCUUACCAUCAGCAGCUCUUGGUUUUUCCUAUCUAAAAUCUCCGUACUUCUUCCGCGUACCGUACAACCACUCCUCCCAAUUUCACGCCAUUUCCGACAUCGUUAACUCUUUUGGAUGGAAGCAAGUGGUUACCGUUUACCAAGACGACCAAUUUGGAAAAUCCACUGUCACUGAUCUCAUCCAGGCUUUACAGAUACACAAUGUCCACACCGACAUUCACGGAAUCGACCCCGCAGCUUCUGAGCGUCAAAUUAGAGAAGUGAUUGAGAUAUUGAGUAUGAAGGACACAUCAGUUUUCGUUGUCCACAUGGUUCCUAGCCUGGCGUCUCGAGUCUUCACUAUGGCCGAUGAACUUGGGCUGAUGAGCAAAGGCUAUGCGUGGAUUAUCACCGACGCCACGACAAAUGGCUUAAACUCUAUGUCUAUUUCAACUCUCAGCUCGAUGCAGGGGGUUUUAGGAGUAAAGAAUUAUGUCCCGAGGACAACGGAGCUCGACGAGUUCAUUCUUCGAUGGAGAAGGAAAUUUCUACAGGAAAAUCCAGACAUUGAUGAUCCGAGACUUGAUGUUUAUGGGCUGUGGGCUUACGAUGCUACUUGGGCGCUAGCCAUGGCGGUCGAGAGAUCUGAGAGAGCUGUUGGAACGGAUCCCAAUGGAAGGAAAAUCAUGGAGGCGCUGUCGAAGAUACGGUUCAAAGGAGUGAGCGGGGGGGAGUUUGGUCUGGUUGAAGGCCAACCAGAGUCCCCAAAUUUGCAAAUAGUAAAUGUAAUUGGAGAGGGAGAAAUUAGUACGGUGGGAUAUUGGAAUGCUGAAUUUAACGAGAAUGGUAAACUAAGACCUAUUAUUUGGCCUGGAUACUCCGUUCAAGCCCCCAGGGGAUGGGGUUCAUUUAAUCCAAGGAAAAGACUGAGGAUCGCAGUUCCAUUCAAUAAAGUAUUUAAGCCUUCCGUCCUCAAGGUCCCCAACAUCCUCGGAUACUGUAUGGAUAUCUUCACGGCCGCUGUUAACGAGAUUCCUCAUUUUCCUCGAUAUGAAUUUGUUCCCUGCCGACCUUCAUCAUACGACAGCUUGAUAAUGGAAGUGUAUAGAGGGAGAUUUGAUGGUGCGGUUGGAGACAUAACAAUAUUAGCGAAAAGAUCUACGUUUGUGGACUUUACUUCGCCAUUUACGGAACCUGGAAACGCAGUGGUGGUUCGUGCAAGACAUGACUCGCUGAACCAUGCAUGGCUGUUCUUGAAGCCCUUGACUUGGGACCUCUGGAUCACAAGCUUCUGCUUCUUCGUUUUCAUGGGGUUUGUCGUUUGGAUUCUCGAACAUAAAAACAGUGAAGACUUUCGUUCCGGUCCUCUGUCUCAGCAAAUGGGCACCAGUCUCUGGUUCUCCUUCAGCAUCAUGGUCUUUGCCCAAAGGGAGACAUUAAGGAGCAAUCUAGCAAGGUUCGUGAUAGCGAUAUGGUUCUUCGUGGUGUUCGUCCUAACUCAGAGCUACACAGCAAGCUUAACGUCGUGGCUAACGGUGCAACAACUCCAACCAGUCACCGACAUCAAUCAGAUACUAAAAAACAAUUGGAUUGUUGGGUAUCAAAAGGGGUCCUAUGUUUACGACACGCUGAAGCUCUUAGGGAUAAAAAAAUUGGUGCCUUAUGCGUCAACAGAGGAACUGCAUGAUCUCUUCCUUAAAGGAGGUCGCAAUGGCGGUAUUGAUGCUUCCAUUGACGAGAUCCCUUACAUGAAGCUCCUUGAUGCAGGAUAUCCAGGUUUCUAUACCAUGGGCAAUUCUCAAUACAAUGGUGGAGGUUUUGGAUUUGCGUUCAGACAAGGUUCAUCUUUGGUCGAUGAUAUAUCGAAGGAAGUGUUGAAAGUGGUUCAGAGUGAUAAAAUAAACAAAAUAAACGAGAAGUGGUUUGGGAAGAACAUCAGCUUCCAAUCUGGCAGCAGCGACGAUGGCUCGGAGGCGUCUUCUUCCAGCCUUGACCUCAGUUAUUUUAGCAGCUUAUUUCUCAUCACUGCUUCUGUAUCCAUCUUCGCUCUCACCCUUUAUUUCUUCCGUUAUUUCAUUCGCAACCAAACAUUCAAACUCUAUCUCAGUAACUCUGACUCAGCCACCGUAUGGAGAAGGAUUAAAGCCGCCGCCCCUUCCCUUAUUUUCAUAAUGAAAGACCACGACAGUCGGGAGGCUCGGGUCGGUGUAGAACAACCAUUGGCAGCGGAACCAGUAGCGGAGGCGUCUUUGAGAACCGACAUCCAGCUGCAUAGUCCACCAAGGGUUUGACAAUUCGAGAUUUGGAAAUCAAGCAUGGUCCUUAAUACACGUACCACUGAACUAUAUGUUUGGAUCUUCUCUGUAAAAUGUCAUAAAAGUUUGGUUCAUGGAUAUAUUGUAUUC